Molecule: messenger RNA, 666 nt
Organism: Eutrema salsugineum
Lineage: Eukaryota; Viridiplantae; Streptophyta; Magnoliopsida; Brassicales; Brassicaceae
Exons: 3
Coding region: 99-533 (144 amino acids)
Source: RefSeq, a predicted model, not a curated record
AAUUCAAACAACUCACCAAGUAUUAAAGAAAACACCCAAAAAAAGAAAAAAAAAAACAGAACAAAGAAAGAAAAAACACAGAAGACGUGAGUAUAAAAAUGAAAGCGAGAUCAAGAAAUGGAGUUUUGAUUGCGAUAUUGGUUCUAGUCGUUUAUUGCUUCUUGGACAAUAUGGCCGGGAUCUGGAUCGAGGUUUCGCCUAAUGAACCUGUUGAAAGUUCUUUUCAUGGAAGAUUCUUCGCUCUCUGCAACAAAGAUCAUAAGAUGCUAAAAUCCUUCCCAUCUUAUAACGAGUAUCACAAAAGACUCAAUCUACCGACAGUGCAAUUUUGGCAAACUAUAAGAAGCAGAUGUAGAGAUGGAUUCAUCACUUUGAGCAUAAAAUCAAUGCAUUUUUUCGUCUCAAAGCUUAUGCAAUUCAGAUAUUCAAUGUCACUCCCAACUCCAAUUAAUCGUUCGUGGCCUUCUCGAAUUAUUUUCUGGGUAACAUUAACUCGAUUAGUCUCUUCCAUGGCUAACGAUACAGCUCUAUGAUUUUUUCCUCUUCAUAGAUAAGGUGUGUUUUUCUAAUAUGUAUGUACUGUAAGGUGAAAUUGCUUUAGGUCCCCAAAUGUCACAAUGUAUUUUAUUAAAAGGUUUCAAAUCCGAUGAGAAAAAUUGAUUAAAC